Molecule: messenger RNA, 4017 nt
Organism: Vicugna pacos (alpaca)
Lineage: Eukaryota; Metazoa; Chordata; Mammalia; Artiodactyla; Camelidae
Gene: ERI1
Product: exoribonuclease 1
Cellular component (GO): cytoplasm; nucleolus
Molecular function (GO): nucleic acid binding; 3'-5'-RNA exonuclease activity
Source: RefSeq, a predicted model, not a curated record
CACGCUCCCGGAAGUGGGAGGUGUUCGCUCGAGUUUGUGUGGCCGCCGCCGCGGGAACGCGAGCCCGGUAAUUUUUCAGCGGAGAAAGGCGAGGCUUUCGGGCUUGGCCGAGUGAGAGUGAGUGAGUGGCGCGCUCUAGCAGCUCUUUUCUUCCGUGACACCCGUCAUGGAGGAUGAGCAGAGCCACCAGCCCGGCGGCGAGGCCGUGGCUCCCGCGCGGCACCGGUCGCCGGGGUCGGAGUGCGGGGAGGAGCCGCAGCAUCAGAAUCCUGAGAAAAAGCAGCGAUGUAGACUUGAUGGACAAGAAACAAAAGGAUCUAAGUUCAUUACCUCCAAUGCAAGUGAUUUCAGUGACCCAGUCUACAAAGAGAUUGCUAUUACGAAUGGUUGCAUUAAUAGAAUGAGUAAGGAAGAGCUCAGAGCUAAACUUUCAGAGUUCAAGCUUGAAACCAGAGGUGUAAAGGAUGUACUAAAGAAGAGACUGAAAAACUAUUACAAGAAGCAGAAGCUGAUGUUGAAAGAGGACAAUUGUGUUGACAGUUACUAUGACUACAUUUGUAUUAUUGACUUCGAAGCCACUUGUGAAGAGGGUAACCCGCCUGAGUUCAUACAUGAAAUAAUUGAAUUUCCUAUUGUUUUACUGAACACUCAUACCUUAGAAAUAGAAGAUACAUUUCAGCAGUAUGUAAGACCAGAGAUCAACACACAGCUUUCUGACUUCUGCAUCAAUCUAACUGGAAUUACUCAGGAUCAGGUAGACAAGGCUGAUACCUUCCCUCAGGUACUGAAAAAAGUCAUUGACUGGAUGAAAUUGAAGGAAUUAGGAACAAAGUAUAAAUAUUCCAUAUUAACAGAUGGUUCAUGGGAUAUGAGUAAGUUUCUGAACAUUCAGUGCCGGCUAAGCAGGCUCAAAUACCCACCUUUUGCCAAAAAGUGGAUCAAUAUUCGAAAGUCAUAUGGAAACUUUUACAAGGUUCCUAGAAGCCAAACCAAAUUGACAAUAAUGCUUGAAAAACUAGGAAUGGAUUAUGAUGGGCGACCUCACAGUGGUCUUGAUGACUCUAAGAACAUUGCCCGAAUAGCAGUUCGAAUGCUUCAGGAUGGAUGUGAACUCCGGGUUAAUGAGAAAAUCCAUGCAGGACAGCUAAUGAGUGUGUCCUCUUCACUACCAAUAGAGGGCACUCCAGCUCCACAAAUGCCACAUUCUAGAAAAUAACAGCAUUUUUGCCCUUUUGCCUGUGGAUCAUUCACUCUAACUGGAGUUGCUACAAAGUGGUAGCAGUUGAAUACUUAUUGAAUUAUUCCUUCAGUGCAACAUUUAAGCACUUUAAACAUUUAAAAUCUUGUUACAGUUAUAGGUAUGUAUGUGAACAGAUUCUAUGGGGAGGGCAUAUUGAAUUCUUUGUCACCAGCACUUUUGAUAUGAGCAGUAUUUGUUACACAGUAACAGUUCCUGCUUAGAACUGAAUUUUAUAAUUUAAGGUGUCCGGUGUAUUCCUGUUGGUUUUAAAAUGCAAAGGUUUCUUGGCUCUCCCCUCGAUGGUCAUCUUACUGAUGUUAAAAUAUAUAAUGUAUUUCUGCAUUAACAUCAUUAGAUCAGAUCAUUUGCUAAAAUGUAGAAAAGAUUAGAAAGGUGGGCCUUAUCUAGCCUUUGGGUUUUAAGAGUACCAUAGUCUUUUUGAUUUUUGAGUUUAUAUGUGAGGUUCAGCUGUGAGUGUGAAUUUCAUAAAGUACUUGGUACAUAUAUCUGCCUGUGUUUCUUUUCAGUUCAUGAUUGGAAGGCUUGUGAUGGAUUAUAGGGUCUGGUUAAAAAUUCAAUUACUGAUGAGAUUAAUGGAAAAUCAAAAGAAAAUACCAUUUAAAGGAGUAAAGGGCUACAGCUUGAACUUUAUAAUAUAUAGAUGAGUCAGUGGGAUUUUUUGGAUUUGGCUUUUUGGUUUCCCUCCCUCUUAAGACAUAUGUCUGUCCUAAUUCUUAAAUCUAAGAGACCAUACUUUGAAUUAGACUUAAAAUUAAGGGUCACCACUUAAUUUUGCCUUUUUAUUCAGCAUUAUAUGUGAGGUUAAUAAAGUCAAGUAAUUUUUCUACCAUAUCUUAACGUUUUUUAUUAUUAAAAACUGAUUUUACAUAGUAAAUGACCACUGAAUGUUGAAUAGUUAAUUCUUAACUUAAUUCUGAAAACAAAAAUGUGUUUACGGAAUUGAGAAAGGAAAACUCUUCUUGUCUAGAAGCUAAAAAUACAUAUUUUCAGAAUAGGAUUUCCUCCUGUAGCUUUCCUAGAACAAUUUCAUUGACAUUGUUUCUUUUCAUUUACUUUCUAAUAAUAAUUGUGAUACUACUUUAGUUUAAUGAUUUAUGCAAUAUAAUCAAAUUAAUUAUGUAGAGAUUUUCCAACCCUGAUGCAUAAGAGAAAACUAGGCAUUUUUCUUGGUAUGAGAAUUCUCCACACAAUGCUAUUGGUUUUUUACUUGAAAGAAUGGAUUUCUGCCUUUGAGCAGUAGUUGUAGAAUCAGCAUAAUAAAGAAUAACAAGUGGCUAACAGAAGGCACAUGGGUAUGUGAUGCCCUUAGACAAACUGAUAUGGAUUAUAGUAAAACAAGGAAAUCCAGGUUUUUUAAGUUUAUACUGUAAACUCUUGGGGUGAAAUGGAUAUAUGCGAAGAUUUUUGUGAAUCCCAAGUAGCACCAUACAUUAUACCAUAAAGUAUUACUGGACAUUUUAAAGCAUUUCCUUUAAAUCCUUACUAAGUUACUGUGCCAGGGCCAAAUAGUAGAGAACAGCAAAUCAUUACUGAGGUUUGGAUGCCAGGAGGUCUCACUCCUUAGGGAGAUUUUUCUGCAUAGCCACCUUACCACAGAAUUCAAGUUCAUGCCGCAGCAAACUUGUAUCUCACCACCUUCUAGAGUUGCUCACAAUAGCUAAAAGUUGCAGUUGGGAAAUCUGAGUAUGGCAAAGAAAUAUUACAUUGCCCUCCUCCUUUGUUUUGUUUGUUUUUAAGUCAAGCUGCUAAUUUUUUUGCCUGUUUUACUUUUUGCCAUGUAUCCAAGUUUUGUAUUUCUGUAAGACCUUCAACAUUAUAAGCUCUCAAUAUCCUUUUGGCUUAACCAAAUAUUUUAUCUGGUGAUGCUUUACUGUCCUAACUCAUUUUUUAAUACUUUGCUGAGGAAUAAUUGUCAAAUGUAAUUGUAUAUAUUUAAGUAUAAAUGCGAUGAUUUGAUACAUACUGUGGAAUGGUACCAUGAUCAAGAUAAUUAACACACAUAUCACUUCAUAUAGUUAGGGUUUUUUGGUGGUGGUAAGAAUGCUUGAGAUAUGCUCUCAGCAACUUUCAAGUCUGCAGCACCGUAUUAUUAACCGUAGUCACAAGGCUGUACAUUAGCUCCUCAGAAAUUAUUCUUUGUAUAACGAAAAUGUGUAUCCUUUGAUCUACAUCAUCCCAUUUCCACCAUCCCCAGCCCUUGACAACCACUGUUCUGUUUCUAUGAAAUUGGCUUUUUUGUUUGUUUUUUCUAGAUUCCGCAUAUAAGUGAUACCAUACAGUAUUUGUUUUCUCCAUCUGGCUUAUUUCACUUAAACCUCCAGGGUCAUCCACAUUGCCGCAAAUGGUAGGAUUUCCUUUUUUUAUUUGGCUGAAUAAUAUUCCUCUGUGUGUGUGUGUCUGUGUGUUUGCCCGGAAGUGUGCCAUUUCUGUUUGUUUCAGGGUAUUUUUUGAGUUCCCUUUUUACUUCUCCUUUGACCUAUUGAUUGCUCAGAAGUGUGUUGUGUAAUUUCCACAUAUAUGUGAGCUUCCCAGAUUUCCUCCUGUUACUGAUACUUAGUUUCAUACCAUUGUGGUCAGAAAAGACACUUGAUAUGAUUUCAGUGUUUUUAAAUUUAUUGAGACCUAUUUUAUUACUUAACACAUGCUCUCUCCUGAGAAUGUUCCUUGUGUGCUUGAGAAGAAUAUAUACAGGUAUACCUCAGAGAUACUGUGGGUUCGGUUCCAGAUCACUACAAUAAAGUGAAUAUCAUAACAAA